This is a messenger RNA of Mastomys coucha (southern multimammate mouse), 1094 nucleotides long. Its product is annotated as H-2 class I histocompatibility antigen, L-D alpha chain-like. Gene Ontology annotation, biological process: antigen processing and presentation of endogenous peptide antigen via MHC class Ib; antigen processing and presentation of endogenous peptide antigen via MHC class I via ER pathway, TAP-independent; positive regulation of T cell mediated cytotoxicity. The record is from RefSeq and is a predicted model, not a curated record. The coding region runs from base 60 to 1094 and encodes 344 amino acids. Gene Ontology annotation, molecular function: peptide antigen binding; signaling receptor binding. The transcript has 6 exons. Gene Ontology annotation, cellular component: external side of plasma membrane. Lineage: Eukaryota; Metazoa; Chordata; Mammalia; Rodentia; Muridae.
UGCCUGCACUGGUUAUAAAGUCCACGCAGCCCGCGGGACUCAGACGGUCCGGAUCGCAGAUGGGGGCGAUGGCGCCGCGCACGCUGCUCCUGCUGCUGGUGGCCGCCCUGGCCCCGACCCAGACCCGCGCGGGCUCACACUCGCUGGGGUAUUUCUUCACCGCCAUGUCCCGGCCCGGCCUCGGGAAGCCCCGGUUCAUUGUCGUGGGCUACGUGGACGACACAGAGUUCGGGUGCCUCGACAGCGACGCGGAGAAUCCGAGAGCGGAGCCGCGCGUGCCGGGGACUGAGCAGGUGGGGCCAGAGUAUUUGGAGGAGCAGACACGGAUCGCCAAGGUCUAUGAGCAGAUUUUCCGAGGGAACCUGAGGAACAUUCUCCGCUACUACAACCAGAGCGAGGGCGGCUCUCACACUCUGCAGUGGAUGUCUGCCUGUUACGUGGGGUCGGACGGGAGCCUCCUCCGCGGGUAUGAGCAGGUCGCCUAUGAUAGCCACGAUUACAUCGCCCUGAACGAAGACCCGAAAACCUGGACUGCGGCGGACACGGUGGCGCAGAUCAGGAAACACAAGUGGGAUCAGGCUGGUGUUGCAAAACUAUACAAGACCUACCUGGAGGGCGAGUGCUUGGAGUUGCUCCACAAAUACCUGGAGCUGGGGAAGAAGCUGCUGCUGCUGUGCACAGAUCCUCCAAAGGCCCAUGUGACCCAUCACCCCAGAUCUAAAGGUGACGUCACCCUGAGGUGCUGGGCCCUGGGCUUCUACCCUGCUAACAUCACCAUGACCUGGCAGUUGAAUGGGGAGGACCUGAACCAGGACAUGGAGCUUGUGGAGACCAGGCCUGCAGGGGAUGGAACCUUCCAGAAGUGGGCAUCUGUGGUGGUGCCUCUUGGGAAGGAGCAGAAAUACACGUGCCAUGUGGAACAUGAGGGGCUGCCUGAGCCCCUUAUUCUGAGAUGGGAGCCUCCUCCAUCCACCAACUCUACCAUGGUGAUCAUUGCUGUCCUGGUUGUCCUUGGAGUUGUGAUCAUCACUGGAGCUGUGGUGGCUUUUGUGAUGAAGAGGAGAAGCACAGCUUUUCUUCUCACAGGUAGAUAA